Chironomus riparius is the source of this 3726-nucleotide messenger RNA. Lineage: Eukaryota; Metazoa; Arthropoda; Insecta; Diptera; Chironomidae. The record is from the annotation of a GenBank genome assembly.
CAAAUCAAUCUCUAAAUCAAUUAAACAACCUUCAAAUCAUCAAAUUAGCUUCAAAAUCAACUGAACUUAUCUUCAAAAGCUUAAUUAAAUAUUCAAAAUAAUAAAUAAUCUGAUAAAGCAUUCAGAAUAAUCAAAAAAUCCUUAAAAAGUACCGAACAAUGACUUAAAACUCCCAAACUAUUAAAAAAUUCAAUAAAAGUCAUCAAAUCAAACCAAAUAAAUUAAAAAACAAUUUCAAGUCAUGGAUAAUUCAAAUUUCGGAUCAUCACACCUCUCAUCUCCAGCCCUCGUCGUAUUUUCACAAGCCGCAAAUGGAUUAAGUGAUGCACUCCGAUUACAAAGACCAUUUCAUUCGCAAUUACAAGAUGCCAAAGAUUUGCAUCAUUUAUCUUUAGUGAGCAGUUACGGUACACAUUUAUUGCACGGUUUCCAACCGCACUUUUUACAUCAACAUUUAAAUCCUGCUGUAUCGUCAGCAUCUAGUCCAUUUGGAAGUGGCGGUGCAUUUGUUAAGCCAUUUCCAUCAAACAUUUCUCUUCCGUCUGCCUUUCAACCACCAAAAUGUUUAGGUUUCGGUCUUGAUCAAUUCUCCAAAUUUAAGGGCUUAUUAUUUGGCUCGGGUAAUAACUCGACAAGUACAGGAGGCGGUGGAAGUGAAUCAUUUCGUACAGAUUCAUCAAGUCCAGCCUGUGCCUCAUUAUCACCACCAGCAAAGGAUGAAUCCAUGGAGGGACAUACGAGCGAGGAAGGAGAUCGUGAUAGAAUUUGUAGUCCAUCUCGUAGUCCCGAGACACCUGGCUUUCGAAGGAUUGGUCCGAAAAAGCCAAUGCAAAUCAACACACAGUCAGCAACAGGUCACAACUCAUGUCCAAUUUGUGGCAUUCAAUUAUCACUUGAUGAGCUAGAUCAGCAUUAUUCAUCGGAACUCCAACGCUUAGCUAAACCAAACAUGUACAAUGAGAGACAAGAAAUCAGACGAACGCUCAGCAUGGAACUGCAUGCUGUUCAGGGCAGUUUACAGAGUCGAACUAGUCGAUGGGAGACAUUUCAACGCAUUCGUGUAAAUCGUCAAGGGCGAUUGCGAGGUAAAUUGCGUAAGAGGAAAUUUGAGGAGGAGGCAUAUGCGAAUAUGACAUGUCAAUCAUGUCCAGUUUGUCACGGUCGUCUGCAGAGAACGCAAGAGGAAAUCGCACAACAUAUCGAGGAGUGUGUACGAAAGCAAAACUCGCAUUCUUCGCAGAUGCAAGAUGAAGAUGAGACGGUAGACGUCGAGAGCUAUGGUGAGGAGACAUCAAAUGGUGCUAUCAACAUGACAUCCCAGAAUCAUCAUUUCAAUAACAGUAACAAUAAUAAUAAUAACAACAAUAACAGCAUAAAUAAUAACAAUAUUAGCAAUCAAGUAAUAAAUAAUAAUAACAAUAAUAACAACAAUACAAUCAUGCAUAGUAAAAUUGAUAAAACAACUCCAGAAGAUCAUCACACGAUAACAUCACUUAAUCGAGCCGCCACAAAUUGGGAUCAUAAAAGUCGCAUGUCAUUAAACAUGAAUUGCACAACACAAAUAAAUGAGAAUGCAAUAACUCGUGUGACGCCAACAAGCAGCGAUCAACGUAUUGAUGUGGAAUAUGAGUUGGACAAUGAGCGCGAUCAGAGUCAAGAGCGAAUGAGUGAUAAUGAGGAAGAGUUGAUUGUCGAUAAUACCGAUGAUGAGAAUGACUGUAACGGAUUGAAAAGGAAGCUGCCUCAGCAACCACCGUCGGCUCAGCGAAUUGUGAAUGGAUUGCGUGAAAUGAAAAAAAGCACAGAAGAAGCAACAUCAUCAGUUGAAAUUGAUUCAGCGACCGAGUCAAAUAAUCACACAAUAAUCAGAACACCAAACGACACAACACCAAAUUCUGACUCAUAUGUGAGUACAUCAGAGACGAUUGAGCCACCAGCAUCAAAGGCACAGGUUUUAGAAGAGCUUAAAGCUCGCAUUCGCGAAUUGGAGGGAUCACCGCAUUAUAAAUGCUUCAUGUGUAAGGAAAAAUGUAAAACAUUCAUCAUCUCAACAAUCUGUGGUCAUUAUCUCUGUGAAGACUGUUGGAUUACUGUUUCUGACAUCGAGAAGCAAUGCCCACGAUGUAAAAUCACAACAUUAAAUAUCGACUUUAGGAAAAUAUCAUGUUUAAAUUAAUAUCGUAAAGUAACACACAAAAUAAAUUAUUGAUCUAGUUAAAGAAAUUUUCAUUUUUAUUAUUCAUAUAAAAAAUUUUUGUUGAUAAAUUGAGUACGUAUGAAGGCAUGAAAAUGAAAAGAAGAAAAGUUUAACGUGCAAUAGACAUUUCAUUAAAAAAUUAAAUUCAUUAAAUAUGUGUACAUAGUAUAAUUAAUAAAAUUAGCACAAUUUUCUCUCUUUGAGUCUCUCAUUUUUCUUUAAUAUUCAUGUACAAGAGCUUUUUCCCCCCACAGCACCCACAAAAAAUAUUGAAAUUAGAAAGGGUCCGUUCAAUUAUGACGUCCAUCAAAAAACCUGAUUUUAAGACCCCCCUCUGUCACAAAAUUUCUGAGGAAAAAAAAUUCAUUUAUUUGAGCUGUCACAAAAUUCUAGACCUCUCCUAAAUGUUGGACGUCAUAAGUGAACGGCCCGAAGUUAAAUGUUACAAAAGAAUUGGAGGUUUUGGAGGAAAUCUUUGUCAGAAUUGAUUAGGAAUUGUUUAAGAAUUUUUAUUAUGAUCCGUCGGGUUUACAAUAAUAUUUAAAAUACAAAAGCACAGGGAAGACCUCAGCUAUCUUAAAUGUAGGAAAAAUGGUUGUAUGAUUACUUAUCAAAAGCAUAAUUAAAUGAUCUGAACUUCUUGAUUUGAAAAAAUUUCUAAUUGUAGUCUAGAAUCUUAAAAAAUAAUGAAACACGUUGGGGGCCGUUCACUUAUUACGUUCGCAUUUUAGGGGGAGGGAAGGUUUGAAAAAUUGUAACAAAAUGUAACAUAUGGGGGGGGGUCAAGAAGUAUGUAACGUUCUAAGUGUCGUCUGUCUUUUAGAAAAAGUUCAGGAAAAUAAUUUGUUUACAAAUUCACACCAAAAACAUUUUUUUAAAUUUUCCACCUUUUUAAUGAUUUAUGAAAAAUUAUCAAAAUAAAAUAAAUUAUGAACGUUCAGGGGGGGGGGGGUGUGAGUUGUAACAUAUUGUAACAAGGGGGGGGGGGGUGAAAAAAGUCGUUUUUUUGCGUAACGUAAUAAGUGAACGGCCCCUUGAGGAUAAAGUUUUAUAACUGAGAAUCGAACUCAUGAACAUUAGUUUACCAGCCAAGUAUCUUACCAUUAGGCCACUGAGACAUACAAUGUCUUGUGCUAAUUUCCUUAUAUAUGUUAAGAGUUUAGCAAUUGAAUUUUGGAUUUUGUUUAUGAGUUUUUGAUUCUUUUAUUUAUGAUUAGAUCUGAGUAAUUGCUAGUCUAUGUUGCAACUAUUAAGUCCUAAACCAGUUGACAACAGAUUCAAACUCAGUUCAGCAUGUAUAGUUUAAAAGACAAAAUUCUGCUAACUUAAAACUUAUUGAAUAAUAUAAACCUUUGUCCCUUCUGCUUGGAAUCAAUGCGUCAUGAACUAAAAGCAACAAAAAUAAGUUCCAAAUAACAAAGCUCGAUUCCUAUAUCUUUCAAAAUCUCCUCCAAAGCCUCCAAAAAAAACAAAAAGGUUAAAAAUUUUAUGUAUCAAAAUGAACAAAAACAAAAAAUUAAGAAAUAAAG